Molecule: messenger RNA, 812 nt
Organism: Schistosoma intercalatum
Lineage: Eukaryota; Metazoa; Platyhelminthes; Trematoda; Strigeidida; Schistosomatidae
Source: the annotation of a GenBank genome assembly
GGAAUGUUUAUUUUAAAUAACGCGUGUUGUGUUUUCCCUUCAGGUAGACAUAGAUCAACACAAAGAUGAAUAAAAUUAGACCAGACGAGAGACCAUUAUUAUCAAGGGUAACACAGUUCCAUGCGUUCAGUCUUUUCAAAUGACCUUCGGCUACUAAAUCUCCAAAGGCAAACACUGAUGGCGGGUAAGCAACAUGAUUUAAGUGGUUGUAUGUUUGAAGUUCAUGGUAAAGUUCAAGGUGUAUUUUUUAGAAAGUAUGCGGCUGAAUUCGCUAAGGUAAAUGGCCUUGUCGGCUGGAUUAUGAAUACUGAAAGUGGUACUGUGGUAGGUGAAUUCGAAGGCCCAAGUGUAAGUGUCGAUGCAUUUAAACAUUGGCUUCGCAACAUUGGAAGUCCUAAGUCGCAAAUUGACAGGUGCCAGUUCAAGAACGAAAGAAGGAUAUCUCAGUUACAUUUCGAAAAUUUUAAUAUACGUCGCUAGUCCAAACAUACUCUUUGGUUCUUUUAAAUCCAAUAAACAGCAACAUAUAACCGUCCGCUAGUGAACAACAACUGGACGUGCGUACAAAUUGUGAUGUAUUUAAUUGGCGAGACUAUAAAUUAUAGUCUCACCAUCAAUCUUUUGAAUAAAAAGAAAGUUUGUAUACGAUAUGGAUGACUGAGAAACUUUAGAACUUUGGACAACAACGUAGCGCAGUAAGCGCUUCCCCAUAAUCAUAGUUCACUGAUAGAGGGACAAGAAAAAGAACGUAGACCAAUGGGGAUGAUUGUCAGAAAAGCUUAUAUCAAUAAAGGCGAUGAUUAGAAGAGGGA